Eremomyces bilateralis CBS 781.70 is the source of this 1654-nucleotide messenger RNA. RefSeq names its product rab GDP-dissociation inhibitor. Gene Ontology annotation, cellular component: cytoplasm. Gene Ontology annotation, molecular function: Rab GDP-dissociation inhibitor activity. The record is from RefSeq and is a predicted model, not a curated record. Lineage: Eukaryota; Fungi; Ascomycota; Dothideomycetes; Eremomycetales; Eremomycetaceae. The transcript is spliced from 8 exons. Gene Ontology annotation, biological process: protein transport; small GTPase-mediated signal transduction; vesicle-mediated transport. Bases 137 to 1540 code for a protein of 467 amino acids.
GCAACUCCACAAGCUCGAGCUCCUCAGCUCCUCACCGAUACAUGUACACUUUAUACCUCCAUCAGCUUCCAAAUUCUUUAACGGACAGCACCCAAUCCCCCAUACGCCCAUUUGAACCUCCAAGAAUCCCAUCAUCAUGGAUGAAAUUGCCCCAGAAUACGAUGUCGUGGUCCUUGGCACUGGUCUGACGGAAUGUGUCCUUUCUGGUGUGUUGAGUGUCAAGGGGCAGAAGGUCCUUCAUAUUGACCGCAACGACCACUAUGGCGGAGAGGCAGCCUCCGUCAACCUCGAAUACCUGUUCAAGAAGUACGGGAACGUCGCCAAGGGCGAGGAGCCAUGGAAGAAGUAUGGCCGGGCGAAUGACUGGAACAUCGACCUCGUCCCGAAGCUGCUGAUGUCGAACGGCGAACUCACAAACAUCCUGGUCUCGACCGACGUCACGCGGUACCUGGAGUUCAAGCAGAUCGCCGGGAGCUACGUGCAACAGGGCAAGCAGUCGAGCGCGACGGUCGCCAAAGUGCCGUCGGACGCGGGCGAGGCGCUCCGGUCGCCGUUGAUGGGACUGUUCGAGAAGCGACGGGCGAAGAAGUUCUUGGAGUGGGUGGGGGCGUUCAAGGACGAUGACCCCGCGACACAUGCCGGCUUGGACAUGAACCAGGUGACGAUGAAAGACGUAUACGAUAAAUUCGGGCUCGAAGCGACCACCCGUGACUUCAUUGGCCAUUCGAUGGCGCUCUACCAAACCGACAGCUACAUCAACGAGAAGGGGACGGCCCAGGAUGCCGUCGGCCGCAUCCGACUGUACGUCAAUUCGAUGGCGCGCUACGGCAAAUCCCCCUACAUCUACCCCCUCUACGGACUCGGCGAGCUGCCGCAAGGCUUCGCCCGGCUGUCCGCCAUCUACGGCGGCACUUACAUGCUCAACACCGAUGUGGACGAGGUCCUCUACGACGGGUCCAAGGCGAUCGGGAUCAAGGCGACGAUGAAGGAGCGAGGGGAAGAGGGCGACGGGAUGAAGUUCGAGACCAAGUGCAAGAAGAUCAUCGCGGAUCCGUCGUACUUCCAGAAUAAGGUGCAGGUCACGGGAUACCUCGUCAAGGCCAUUUGCAUCCUCACCCAUCCGUUGGCCAGCACCGAUAAUUCCGAUUCCGUGCAGUUGAUCAUUCCGCAGUCUCAGAUUGGCCGGAAGCAUGAUAUCUACAUCACCCUCGUUUCCAGCCACCAUAACAUCUGCCCCGCCGGAUACUACGUCGCGAUCCUCUCCACCAUCGCCGAAAGCAACGCCAACCACCACCUGGAGCUCGAGCCCGGCUUCCAACGCCUCGGCAAGAUCGAGGAGAAGUUCAUGGGCCCACCGAUCGCGCUGUACGAGCCGUUGGAGAGCGGCAUCAACGACAACAUCUUCAUCUCCAAGAGCUACGAUGCCACCAGCCACUUUGAGACCACCACCGAUGAUAUCAAGAACAUAUAUAUGAGGGCGGAGGGAACGGAAUUGAAGGUCGAAGGGUUGAGAGAAGGUCAGCAGUUGGCGGAGGAUUAGGGUUGAAGAUUGCAGGAUGGAUGUCGUUGCAUUCGUUGCCCGAGCCGCUAUUAGACGAUGAGAUUGUUCUGCGUUAUCGAUAGCGUCGAAUAUUGAAUGAGGAGCUGUCUGGGA